AUGGAAGAAGGGGACGCAGAGGGGGAAGGGCCCAUGGCCGUCAGAGAGGGGCAGAGUGGUCACGGCCUUCCCACGGACGCCAACAACGCCAACACCACCACCACCAACCUCCUGGCAUCUGUCAAAGAGCAGGAGCUCCAGUUUGAGCGGCUGACUCGGGAGUUGGAGGAGGAGCGGCAGAUCGUGGCGAGCCAGCUGGAGAGGUGCAUGCUGGGAGCCGAGUCACCAGCAGCAGACAGUAGCAGCUCAUCUGAGAAGUCGUUUGCAUGGAGAUCUGCAGGCGGAGAGUCGCACGGCGGAGCCACGGAGGCGUCUGGAUGUCCCGGUCGCCACCUGGAGGCAGAGGACGGACUCUACCUGCAUGAACCGGACCGCGCCUCCCUGCAUGACAGUGAGGGCUCAGCAGGUCACUCGGCCCAUAUGACUUCGUAUUCAGACAGCGGCUACCAGGACAGCAGCGUUAGUUAUUACAGCAACCAGAACGUGGUGCGUUCGGAGCCACGGGCUUCGAUAUCGAGAAGCCCGAGAGCCGAGGGUCAAGCAUCUGGCCAGCCGUCUGGUCGGGUGUUGCGGCGGAUGGCCUCUCUCCCCUCCAGGAGCCAGUCUCCCGGUUGUGGCACCGUCUCACCCUCCCGCAUCUCCCUGCGAACGUCCCAGGGCAGCACCUACGACUCGCCCAUCCUUUCAGAGCCCAAACCGCUGGCUGCCAUCUUCCCCGGCACCUCCAUGCCACCCUCCUUCCCGUCGCCUUCUUCCCCGACUGACGGCGCGCUGACGGCCCUGGGAGGAGUUGGAGGAGGAAUGAUGGGAGGAGGAGUAGGAGUUGGUACCCGUCUGGGCUCCACACUCUCCCUAAUUGAGGGGAGGGGGAUGACUGGGUCGCCGCUGCGCUCGGGGAUGACCGCCGUGCCACAGCACUACGGCUCCACGCUGCCCAGAAAGAGCCAGCCGCUGGCCUACGGAGCGGAUCCAUACGGCUUGUACCAGAGGAGCGCCCUGCCCCGCCCGGACAGCCUCAUAGGGCUCCACAGCUCGUACGUCGGCCACGCGGGGCAGAUGGAUCCAGAGCUGCGGGCCGCGUUGUCUCCAGACUGCCACAUGACGCCCGUGUUCGACGAGCGCUCCUUCCACAGUCCGCUGUACCACAGCCCCACCCACGACCCCCAGGGCUCCCUCUACAGGACGAGCACAGGUAUGGAGACCCUCCCUCGGAACACAAGCCAUUGCGGCACGCUGCCGUACCAAAGAAGCAGCUUCGGGCUGAGCACCGCGGCUCUGUACGUCGACUCCUACAGAGUCUCCGCCGAGCCCGUCUACUCCCACCGGCACUCGGGAUUGGUGGAUCGGGUCGCAACGCGCACUCCGUCCAUCGAGAGCAUCCACAAAGACCCGAGGGAGUUUGCUUGGCGUGAUCCCGAGCUGCAGGAGGUUAUCCACAUGCUGCAGCAUCACUUCCCCUCCGUCCAGGCCAACGCAGCCGCCUACCUGCAGCACCUGUGCUACGGAGACAACAGGGUCAAGGUGGAGGUGUGUCACUUGGGUGGCAUCCAGCACCUGGUAGACCUGCUGGAUAACAAGGCGGCCGAGGUGCAGAAGAGCGCCUGCGGAGCCCUGAGGAACCUGGUUUACGGCAAAGCCACCGACAACAACAAGGUGGCGCUGAGGAACUGCGGAGGCGUUCCCGCUCUGCUGCGCCUCCUCAGGAAGACCACCGACAACGAAGUGCGAGAGUUGGUCACCGGCGUCCUGUGGAACCUGUCGUCGUGCGACGCGGUGAAGAUGACGAUCAUCCGUGACGCUCUGAGCACGCUCACCAACACGGUCGUCAUUCCUCACUCUGGCUGGAGCAGCGUCUCGCACCGCGACGACCACCACAAGGUGAAGUUCCAGUCAUCGCUGCUGCUGCGCAACACCACCGGCUGCCUGAGGAACCUGAGCUCAGCAGGGGAGGAGGCGAGGAGCCAGUUGCGAUGCUGUGAGGGUCUGGUCGACUCGCUGCUUCACGUCCUCAAAGCCUGCGUCAACACCUCCGACUACGACAGCAAGAUCGUGGAGAACAGCGUCUGCACCCUGAGGAACCUCUCGUACCGGCUCGAGGUGGAGAUGCCCUCCUCUCGUCUCCUAGGCAACCAGGAGCUGGACACCCUGCUGGGCUUCUCCUCCCCGGCCAAGGAGCUGGACUACCUCUGCUGGGGCAAGAGGAGGCGCGGCAGGAAGAGGGGCGGCUGGCCCGACGACAAGUGGGACGGCGUCGGGCCGAUCCCAGGUUUCUCCCAGACGAUGAGAGGAGCGGAGCUGCUGUGGCACCCGAUGGUGGUGAAGCCGUACCUCAACCUGCUGGCCGAGAGCUCGAACCCGGCUACGCUGGAGGGCGCCGCUGGGUCGCUGCAGAACCUCUCUGCUGGAAACUGGAAGUUCUCGGCCUACAUCCGAGCGGCGGUGCGUAAGGAGAAAGGUCUGCCCAUCCUGGUGGAGCUGCUGAGGAUGGACAAUGACCGGGUUGUCUGCUCCGUCGCCACCGCUCUCCGAAACAUGGCGCUGGACGGCCGGAACAAGGAGCUGAUAGGAAAGUACGCCAUGCGGGAUUUGGUGAACCGGCUGCCUGGCGGCAAUCCGCCGGUGUUGUCGGAUGACACAGUGGCGUCAGUCUGCUGCACGCUGCACGAGGUCACCAGCCGCAACAUGGAGAACGCCAAAGCUUUAGCCGACAGCGGAGGCAUCGAGAAGCUGGUGGACAUCAGCAAAGGACGAGGGAAAGGGUACUCGAUGAAGGUUGUGAAGGCAGCAGCUCAGGUGUUGAACACGCUGUGGCAGUACAGAGAGCUGAGGAGCCUCUACAAACAGGACGGAUGGAAUUACACUCACUUCGUCACUCCCGUCUCCACGUUGGAGCGAGACCGCUACCGCUCACAACCGACCCUGCCCACCAGCCCUAUGCAGAUGUCCCCUGUCAUCCAAUCAGGUGGUAGCGCAACAUCCUCGCCAGCGAUGCUCGGGAUAAGAAGACACAGUUCAAACUACCAGAGAGCGCAGUCAUCUAUGCAACUCGACACGUAUUACGGAGACAACAGUUUACACAAAAGGCAGUACACAGGGUCUGAGAAGAAAACCCCGUAUUUCAUCGGGACGUAUUCUUCCCAGUCAGGAGAAGAUUUGAGAAGGUCUCAGCACCAGGAGCCAUUCUACGACGAACCCAACAGGAAGAACUACAACAGCUACAGAAUGUACCUGUCGUCCCCACAAGGCUACGGAGAGGAGCCCUACGAGGAUGAACCGGCCCACCUGACCCCUUCCUCCCCCCCCGAUGGCUACGCCAGCCAGACGCUCCGAUUCAAAGCCAACACCAACUACGUGGACUUCUACUCCACCACGCGGAGGCCUUCAAACAGGGCGAACAAGUUCACCGGCUCCCCCGACUCCUGGGUGUAA
Scomber scombrus (Atlantic mackerel) is the source of this 3429-nucleotide messenger RNA. Its product is annotated as plakophilin-4-like. NCBI's taxonomy places the organism in Eukaryota, Metazoa, Chordata, Actinopteri, Scombriformes, Scombridae. The record is from RefSeq and is a predicted model, not a curated record. Gene Ontology annotation, cellular component: nucleus; cytoplasm; plasma membrane. Gene Ontology annotation, molecular function: cadherin binding. The coding region runs from base 1 to 3429 and encodes 1142 amino acids. Gene Ontology annotation, biological process: cell-cell adhesion; cell-cell junction assembly. The transcript has 21 exons.